Messenger RNA from Monopterus albus (swamp eel), 3578 nucleotides. Its product is annotated as LIM domain kinase 1-like. Gene Ontology annotation, biological process: protein phosphorylation; positive regulation of stress fiber assembly; actin cytoskeleton organization. The transcript is spliced from 15 exons. The record is from RefSeq and is a predicted model, not a curated record. The coding region runs from base 672 to 2720 and encodes 682 amino acids. Gene Ontology annotation, molecular function: protein serine/threonine kinase activity; protein binding; ATP binding. NCBI's taxonomy places the organism in Eukaryota, Metazoa, Chordata, Actinopteri, Synbranchiformes, Synbranchidae. Gene Ontology annotation, cellular component: cytoplasm; nucleus; neuron projection.
CCACUAAGAAAUGGAUCAUGUGAGGGUAUAUAAAUUUCAUAAUGAACAGUAUUGGAGGCCAGUUUAUUUUAAUUCUGAGCUGUUUCCCUUUCUGUGGAUUCUUCAUCUGUGUUUGAUGAAUAGUGAGUUUCACUGCAGGAUCAGGACACUGCAGUAACUAGGGCAUUCAUAAAGAGAUUAUGCCUGUGCUGAUGGGAACAAAACCCAUUUCAAAAAACACAGACUUACAAACUCUCUCACAUCACUUCCGAGAAAAACACACACUUAUUAACCCCUAAACACCCAUGCAGGUUUAUGUUUAAGAGUCUGUAAGCUCAUCCUCUCUGCAGUCUCCACAGGAGGAGUGUAACUGUAGCUCCCAGAGGUCUUGCAAGAAACAAGAGCAGGAGGGUGGAGCUGAACCUCUUUAAUGAGACAGCUCUAUUUUUCUGCAACCAGCAGGCUGCCCAGCUGGUGUUAGUGGGUCACAGUUUUUUCUCACACACGCACUCUGUACAGAGAGGGAACUCAUAUGCACAGGAAGCCUGUAAGCACAUGACGACGCCUGCCACCAGUCACAGCUGAGUAUAUGUAUGUUCUGCUUGUGAACUCAUGCAGCGAACGGGCUCAUUUCUCAACUUGGAGGGUUAUUUCUGAGUGACAGUUGUCUAUCGGUGAACUGGCAGGACAGGAUGUCUCGACGGGACCAGAGGUUUCGGAGAGGAAUGAAAGGACGAUGUUGUGAAUGUGGCUGUAUCCUGUCUCACUGGUACUAUGAAAGAGAGGGGCAGCUAUACUGUAAGAAGCACUACUGGGCCCGUUAUGGAGAGCACUGCCACGGCUGCAAGGAGACCAUCACAACAGGACUUGUUAUGGUUGCUGGAGAGCAGAAGUACCAUCCAGAAUGCUUCACUUGUAUGAGCUGUGAAAUGGUCAUUGGAGAUGGAGACACUUACACGCUUGUUGAACGUUCCAAACUCUAUUGUGGCCACUGUUUCCGUCUGGGUGUAGUAUCAGCUGUGACGUCUGCUUCUCCACUCACCACGAGUCCCCACAUGGUGGCGCUGGUGUCCCUCCCUCCCAAUGCAGGCUGUCGACAAGGCCUGACUGUAGCCGCUGACCUCAGCCAAGAUAAAAGCCCUGUUGUCACUGUGACAGUGUUAGACUCAUCUGUCCUCAGCCCUGACUUGCUGUCCUCUGUCCACACUGGUGACCAAGUACUGGAGAUCAACGGCAACCCUGUCUACAACAUCUCCCCCGAUGAGAUAAACCGUGUGAUCCAGGACAAAAGCAGACCUCUGCAGCUGACUAUCGAACACAACCCACAGUCUCCUGAUGACCUCCUUCACUCAAAUGACCCCCAGGACAACAUCAGCUGUCCUGACCCGUGCGUCUGCGACAAACUCGCUUCAACUCGUAAACUCUCAAGUCUGGAGGAGGAGCCAAGUCCAGCGGAGGAGACAGAAGAACAAAUCAGGAUGAACCCCUCACCACCUCAGCACCAAGGGAUCCUGGGAAUGCGAUCCAGACACAUCCUGCGCAGCUGUAGUAUAGAUAAAUGUCCUCUGUCCCCUGGAGCACUAUCGCUCUUAUCUCAAAGGAGAGACAUGGUUCGCUCAGAGUCUCUUCGAGUAGACCCUGGAGAUCGGAUCCAUCGCAUUUUCAGACCUUCAGACCUCAUCCAUGGAGAAGUGCUUGGCAAGGGCUGCUUUGGACAGGCUGUUAAGGUAACACAUAAAGAAACAGGGGAGGUGAUGGUGAUGAAAGAGUUGAUAAGCUUUGACGAAGAGACACAAAAGACUUUCCUAAAGGAGGUGAAGGUGAUGCGCUGUCUGGACCAUCCAAAUGUUCUCAAGUUCAUUGGACUGUUUUAUAAAGACAAACGUAUAAACUUCGUCUCUGAAUACAUCCGAGGAGGAACUCUCCGAGAGACCAUCAUAAAGAUGGACAAGGAUUUUCCCUGGAGUAUAAGAGUGGGUUAUGCUAAAGACAUUGCAGCUGGAAUGGCCUAUCUACACUCCAUGAAUGUCAUCCACCGAGAUCUAAACUCACAUAACUGCCUGGUCAGAGAGAACCAGUCCGUGGUGGUGGCAGAUUUCGGACUAGCCAGGCUGGUGAUGGAGGAGAGGAAUCUGAGCAGAACGUCUUCCAUGGAACGGCCUGCCAAGGGGACACUGUCAGAGCUCCGCAAGGCUGACCGGAGGAAGCGGUAUACUGUAGUAGGAAAUCCCUACUGGAUGGCCCCUGAGAUGAUCCAUGGAAAAACAUACGACGAAAGAGUGGACAUUUUUUCCUUUGGUAUUAUGAUAUGUGAGAUAAUAGGUAGAGUGAGCGCCGAUCCCGACUACCUUCCUCGCUCGAAUGACUUUGGGCUAAACGUAGCUGGUUUCCUGGAGCGGUACCACCCUCCACAGUGCCCUUUGGCCUUCCUGCCGCUGGCUGUCCUCUGCUGUGACAUGGAUGCUGAUAAACGUCCUUCCUUUUCCAAGCUGGUGGAGUGGCUGGAGAACCUGUUCAUGCACCUGAACAUUGGCCUGCCUCUGCUCUCUGAGUCAGAGCAGCUCUGCAGAGCCUUCUGGAACAGUCAUGAUCAACAGAACCACGCUCACCAUCAGGACAAGACCAUUAUUUCACAUGAACAGACCCAAUGUUCAUCGCCACAAAGACAGAGCCCAAGCCACAAGCAGUGUUCAGACAAUGCAAAUAACCACACAAAGCUUAAUCACCACUCUCAGAGUUAAGACCAAAGUAGUGCACCUGACCUCCAUUCGGAUGGACAGCAACACACAUAUGACGACUAUGACAUGAGGACUGAGUACGAACACUCUUGUCUGAACAGAGAAUGUAAGAAACACUUACAAGACAAGAGCCAGCUGUGCAGAUCUGUGAGCACAGAUUCAGGCGCUGAAACCUACGAACACAGUAACCCCUCAGGACAAAAGCCCUCACAACCACUGCAGGUCAAAAACAUGGUGCUAGGCCAGUCUAACGGGCCCAGAGAGACAAGCACAGUGCUGUGGGACAGCUCUACAGAGGACAGCUCUUUUCUCUGACUGCUUAAUCUGGCUACCAAGACAGGACACAACUACAAAGCCCAGUUUUAAGGAAUAAAUUGAAGACAACAGUGCCUUUUCAGUCAGUUUCAUCUAGAGCCAAGCCAACACUGGAUGUAUACGUAUUUGAUACCCUUAUUGACAUUUGAAAGUUCAUUAAUAAAUACAAUAUCAGUGAUUUGGUUAAUAUUUAUGCUUAGACAUAAACACAUAACAGAAACAAACAUUUCUGAUGAGAAGUCUUUAAAUUCCACAAAAUCUGUCAGCCCCCUCUGACAAGUCCCAACACUGUUUCCAAAUUACCUCAGACAUAUCUUCUGCAUUUCACUAUUACAGUUCCUACAUUUUGAUGGUAUUAUUUGUGAUAAGCUAAAAUAUGAUGACCAAUUUACAGGUUGGGCUCUAUUAUCCACUUUGCUCAGAAGCUGUGAAACACGUGGCACUUUGUAGUUUAAGAUACAUUGCUGGGUCUUUUAUUUAUUAGAAUAUCUUAUGUAUUUUUUGUUAAAAACAUUCAGACCACAUGCAACACACGGAGCUGUGAAC